GGCUCGUGCAAACACACUUAACGACUGUAGACUUACACGCUGACAUACGCACGACUCCCCAUCCGAACCCAGAUCAAACUACUAUGUACCAUCGCGACGCAUCAAUUGCACACUAAUGAGUUCGCGCCGGCCCCUCCAGCCCAUCCCCGCGCUGUCGGCAAACGUCUUAAGCACGCGCUACGCCCGCAUCACCACCACGACCACGGCCGCAGAUGGGAUUCUCGACAUGGAGGAUCACGUGCCGAACGAUGUGCAAGACUCUGGAUCGGUAGUGUCGGGCCUGACCUCCCUCGAGGGCGACGACGACUUUGAGCGGCUCAUGAUCCAGAAUGCGCGCGACGAACAACGACUGAACGAGGCGCUCAACGGCAGAGCGCAGCCCUUCCGCAAGGCGCGCACACAUCCUCGCGUUGGCCUGACGAUUGACAAUCUCGAGCGCAACGAUGCGCAAAACAACAACAGCGUGUCCAGUGCUAAUGCGCGCGUUGCCGCCAAGAGCCCACCGAGCAGCAGCGGCUCGACGCGCUCCGACCCUGUGAUACACGCGCCUGCUGGCUGGGGACGAAAGGGACGGUCGAGCAGGAACUGGAUGAGGAACAUUACGCGCGACGAGCAGCCUCAGCAGACCCCGGCGCCGCCAGACGAGACCAUCAUCGAGCAGCAUGACCACAAUGCGCCGCGCCGCUCUGUGGAGGACAGCCCUCUCUCGCACAGGAGCUUCAAACAGGGCACACCGCGCAACGACAACUCGGGCGAGUGGGACCUCACAUUCGAUCUGAACGAGGCCUCGAUGCUUGCAUCAACACCGUACAUCCCGCGCAACACAAAGCUGGACGACAUCCGCGAGCGCGAGAUCGAGAGCCUGCGUGAACAGGGCGUGGCCACAGCUCGCCUGGACAGGAUACGGGAGGACGCGUCCGAGGAGAGGCGCCAGCCGCGGUCAUCAGCCGGGAAAUCGACAAACACUAACAGCACAGCAACUACAGAGGCCCAAUCGCAAGAACAGGGCUCACCGGUUAGGAAGCUGCGCAAGCGGACCAACUCAUGGCAAUCGCUGAGCAAGUCACAGCCAGAGCUCGGCCAGGAGAACUCGCCAAUUGCAGUCUACAGGAAGAGCGUGGAAACAGUGGGCGUGGUUGAGCGCGACGUAGUGGCCAGUGCAGAGAGACAACCGGAUAGGCCCUUCAGCAAUCGACGAACAGAUUCACAGGAUCUUCUUCGCCGUCUCGCACGCAUGUCGAACACACCAAGCCCAAGGGCAGCUGCACCAGCGCGCCCUCAGACCGCCCCUGCCACGCAACCGCACAGCUCAUCACAGACCGCCGUAACCGACACCUCGUACACAACACCAGAGGGAAAAGAGGAAGCUGCGAAAGAUAUGUCUGCGCAGGACACAGCUGCGGCACCCACGUCGACUCCACAAGAGCAACCUCAGCGCGAUCAACGCCAGGACACGCCUCAUGAUGGAACUACGCCAGAUGUGCCCUCAUCGGCACCAACACCAGAAGAUAUUGAUGCGACGCCCAUGCCAGUGGAGCACCCUGUUCUAGAUCCCAAGACUCCCCUCGUGAUGGGCGGGUGGAUCGACACGCCUGGCCCUCGGACAGCACAUAAGCCAAUCGAGCUUCCACGUCCGCAAUCACGGUCACCCAAGAAGGGCAGUCCGCGCAAGAGUCAUUCAACAGAAGGGCCUGUAGCGCCCACAGAAGAGCAGCAACCAGUAGCGAAAGCACCAGAACCUGCUCAGCCUUCUUUGCCCCGUCGCCAGCUUCCCAGCUCAGCUCUCCAGGCCCUCGUGCAAGAAGCUAGGGCUAGCCACGACUACGGUGACGAUACCAUACACUCGCUCGAAGACCUCAUUACCCCUCUCCCCGACAAUGAAACAGAGGAGGAUACACUACAGGGCCUUACACUUCCUACCAGUGCGCCUCGCAGCGAAGCGGAGCGUGAGCGUCAAGCUGAGGUCAUGCACCUCCAUCGCCUGAACCAGCAUUUACGGGCUACAAGCACAAAUAUCCGCGAUGUUAGCCGGGGUAUGAGGAGAGUGGAAACGAGGAUGGAACACAUAGAAGUUGAGGAGACAGGCGAAAAGGUGCCUGUGAUCGUCCGCGAUCUCAGCCCUGAGUUCUCGCCAUGGAGAUGGUUUCGCAGCUUCUUCUGGGACGAGCGUCUCAAGACGCAACGAGAAGUCAAAAACGCGCCUUUGAAGAUGUGGGGCGGCGUCACACUACUGGGAAUUUUCCUAACACUGUCCUUCAUCUGGUGGGCGAGCGAAACUGUCGCUUGCGAGAUCUUCUGCCACCCCGAGUAUGCGCGCUAUUCGCCAUAUCCUUUCGCCGUCAACAUGGACGCACCAAAACGGGGUGUUGUUAUCCCUACACUUGUAUAUCGCGCAUUGUUCAAAAGUUGGUCGGCGCCUAUUGUUUCACCUGUCGCAUCUUUGUUAUCUUGGAUAUGGACUACGCUGUGGAGUCUUGCGUCCGGCGCCAGCGUGACUGGCUUGAGCAGGGCGUCACAUGAGGCUGCCGCGAAAGGUGGGCCUGCCAUGGCUGCACAUACGCAGGCAUCAUGGAAGAUACAAGAGGAGGCUCACGAAGAAGAUAGCUGGGAUUGGAGCAUGGCGGAAGAUGAAGUCCUGCGGCGGUAGACGCAUGCAGUGUGUCUGUUGUUUGGUUUUGUGUUAACAUGGGUUUGCAUAGCAUUGCUCAGCGCGGCGUUGGCGUUACUUCCUCUUACUCUGAGAUCAGUCAGGGCGUUAUUGCUUGGUCUUGGAGCACUGAUAUGGAUUUAGGAUACUCUCACAAUAGCGAUCAAGUUUGCCUUUGGGCGAGAGAAGCUCUUACCCUCACCCUUGUCAUUCUAGUUUCUCG
Messenger RNA from Macroventuria anomochaeta, 2870 nucleotides. RefSeq lists its product as uncharacterized. The transcript has 2 exons. The record is from RefSeq and is a predicted model, not a curated record. NCBI's taxonomy places the organism in Eukaryota, Fungi, Ascomycota, Dothideomycetes, Pleosporales, Didymellaceae. Bases 116 to 2647 code for a protein of 843 amino acids.